This is a messenger RNA of Medicago truncatula (barrel medic), 2992 nucleotides long. Its product is annotated as disease resistance-like protein DSC1. The transcript is spliced from 4 exons. The coding region runs from base 1192 to 2697 and encodes 501 amino acids. The record is from RefSeq and is a predicted model, not a curated record. NCBI's taxonomy places the organism in Eukaryota, Viridiplantae, Streptophyta, Magnoliopsida, Fabales, Fabaceae.
AAUCUUUUCCAUGCGAGUGGUAAUUAUCCUUCUUGGUUAGUCUAUACAAGUGAAGGACCUUCAACACAAUUUCAAGUUCCUGAUGAAAUUGACUGUCACAUGAAGGGAAUAAUCUUAUGUGUUGUUUUUUCAUCAAUGUCUGAAAACAUGGGAGCUGAAUGUCUGAAAACAUGGGAGCUAAAUUGUUUGGUCCGGGAAGUGUAUUAAUAAUUACAACCAGAGAUGUACGCGUGCUUAAUUUAGUUAAGGUUGACUAUGUAUGUACAAUGAAGGAAAUGGACGAAAAGGAGUCCCUUGAGCUUUUCAGUUGGCAUGCUUUUAGACAACCUAGUCCGAUACAAGACUACUGUAAACUCUCCAAAAAAGUAGUUGCUUAUUGUGGAGGAUUACCAGUUGCUCUUGAAGUCCUUGGUUCAUACUUAUAUGAGAGGACAAAACAAGAAUGGAUAAGUGUACUCUUGAAAUUAGAGAGAAUUCCCAAUGAUCAAGUGCAAGAGAAACUGAGAAUUAGCUACGAUGGUUUAAAGGAUGAUAUGGAAAAAGAUAUAUUUCUUGACAUAUGUUGUUUCUUUAUAGGCAAGGAUAGAGCCGAAGUUACAGAGAUACUAAAUGGCUGUGGACUUUAUGCAAAUAUUGGAAUAAGUGUUCUCAUAGAGCGGAGCCUUGUAAAAAUUGAAAAGAAUAACAAGCUUGGAAUGCAUUGUUUGAUAAGAGACAUGGGAAGAGAAAUUAUUCGUGAAAGUUCUGCAAAAGAGCCUGGGAAGCGUAGUAGAUUGUGGUUUCAUGAGGAUGUGCAUGACAUUUUGACAAAACAUACUGGAACAAAAUCUGUAGAGGGAUUGGUUUUGAAGGUGCAAAGAACCAUUAGAAUUCCCUUAAGUACUGAUUCUUUCAAGGAGAUGAAGAAACUGAGACUUUUGCAACUUGAUCAUUGCGUCCUGACCGGAAAUUAUCGGUAUCUUUCGAAAGAACUGAGAUGGAUUCACUGGCAAGGAUUUACCUUUAACUAUAUACCCGACGACUUUUACCAGGAAAAUCUAGUUGUAAUUGAGGUAAAACACAGCAGUAUCAAACAAGUGUGGAAGGAUACCAAGUUGUUGGAUAAACUAAAAAUACUCAAUGUUAGUCAUUCUAGGUACUUGAAAAACCCCCCCGUUUUUAUCAAAAUUACCGAAUCUAGAAAAGCUUAUAAUGAAGAAUUGUUCCAAUUUGUUCGAGGUGGACCAGUCCAUUGGAGAUCUCAAGAACCUUCUUUUGUUGAAUUUGAAGGACUGUGCAAGUCUUAGAAAUCUCCCAGGGGAGAUCUAUCAAUUGAAAUCUUUGGAAACUCUUAUAUUAUCUGGUUGUUCAAAGAUUGACAAGUUGGAAGAAGGUUUCGGGCAGAUGGAAUCCUUGACAACGCUGAUUGCUAAAGAUACAUCUGUAAAACAAGUUCCUUAUUCAAUACUAAGAUUAAAAAGCAUUGGAUAUAUAUCCCUCUGUGGAUAUGAAGGACUAUCACACGAUGUUUUUCCUUCUAUCAUUUGGUCUUGGAUGUCACCAAGCAUGAAUUCCCUACCCUGUAUAUCCCCAUUUGAGCGAAAUUCAUUGUCACCAGUUUCCUUGGAUUUAACUACUAACAAUAUGGGCUAUCAAUCACCAAUGCUUCCCAAUCUUUCAAAACAUAGAAGUGUUUGGAUUCAAUGCCGAUCAGAGAUUCAACUGACUCAAGAAUUAAGAAACUUUUUUGAUGAUCUAUAUGAUGUAAGUUUUACCAAGUUCGAAACAAUAUCACAUGCAUCACGAAUCUUAGAAAUUUCCUGGAGAUCGCUUUUGAUUGGAUUAGGAAGUUGCAGCAUGGCCAUCAACACUCUUGGCAAGAACAUAUCACAGGGAUUGACAACCAAUGAUUAUAGUGGUUUUUGUCUUCCGGGUGGCAAUUAUCCUUCUUGGUUAGCCUAUACUGGUGAAGGACCUUCAGUACUAUUCCAAGUUCCUAAAGAUAUUGAUUGUCACAUGAAGGGAAUAGUCUUGUGUGUUGUUUAUUCAUCAACAUCUGAAAACGUGGCAGUUGAAUGUCUAACUAAUGUCUUGAUCAUCAAUUACACAAAAUGCACAAUCCAAAUAUACAAGGGAGACACAGUAAUGUCUUUUAAUGAUGAAGACUGGAAGGGUUUAACAUUAAACCUAGGACCUGGUGACAAUGUGGAGAUUUUUGUUGUUUUUGGGCACGGAUUGAUUGUUAAGGAGACAUCAGUUUAUCUAAUUUAUGGCCAGUCAACUACUAAGGAAUUUGAGCAAUCAUUUAUUAUGGAAGUUGAGCCAUCAACUAACAUGAAAUUGGAGCCAUGGGCGGAAGUGAGCAUGCCGCCGUCACCUGAAGUGAACUUGCAGCUGUCGCCUAAUGUGGAAGUGGAGGCAUCAAUUACUGUGGAAGUUGAUUCAUCAACUAACAUGGAAAUGGAGCCAUUGGCCGAAGUGAAUGCGCAGCUGUCACCUGAAGUAGACAUGCAACCCUCAUCUAAUGUGAAAGUGGAGUCAUCAACUGAUGUUAAAACCAAUCGGCCGUCACAGGAAGUGAAGGUGUGGUCAUCACCUAUCAUGGUAAUGGAGCCACAACCAAAGUCCAAUAGAAGUAUCUUUACAGGAUUUGCAAAAAGAAUGGGUACAUGUUUAUGCUUGAACCAGCAUAGAGAUAAAGGUUUGAACAAUGUUUGACUGGACAUGCCUUUGUCAUACAAUGGGAUUCCCUUCUUUAAUGUUUUGCAAUGUUUUUAUGGAGGGAGGAGCGAUAUAUGUUUUAUAUACAUAAAGGGUCACAUAAUGGAGAACCUAUGAAAAGAAAAGUACAGGAAAGCUAGACAAGUUUAUGACCAUUUUCGGCUAUAACAACUGCUACAAGACUACCAUCUCUAUGAAAGUUUGUACAAUAUGAUUGAUAUUUGUAGCUAUUCUUUUGUAAUAAAACCAACUAUUCUGUAGCUGCCAAGUCAAAAUUUUAAAAGUCUAUCUA